CUGACAUGUCAACCUUGGUCAUCACCGUAAGGUUGGCCGCUGAAAAGGCGAAUGCAAACGACGCACCGCAGUUGAAGAAGAACGUGUCAGUGCAUGACAUGCACAAGAUCCCUUUGGCAACGAGUCAAAUCCUUGCACCUGCCAGCAAUCCGUCGUGGCAGUUGAUGAAACACUCGCACUUCGAGCAAUACGCCAGUUUGCCCGGGGGAUGGUACGACAUGCUGGAAGGUCUUCAAAAGCAAUGGGACUGGACGUUCGAAGAAAUCAUCCAUCUCCAAUGCGCGUUGACCCACUUCAGUCGGUUUCGGUCCAACACGAUUCCCCAGUUCCCAUCGAGCCGAGUUGCAAAUCGGUCGCUGGAAUGGCUGGGCGACUCGAUCUUAAACACAUGUGUGGCUAUCUACCUCUUUCAAUCAUACCCCCUGAUGCAAGAAGGGCAGUUGACGCAAUUGCGGUCGGCGCUGAUCAACAACUCGAUUUUGUCACUCGUGUCGACGCAACUUGGACUGCCCCCCGCAAUUCUGACUGGGUCUCGCGCGGCACAAAGCGAAACUGAAGAAUCCGAUGCUGCCAUUAGUAUGCGCCAGACCAUCUAUGCAAGUGCGGUGGAAUCAUUGAUUGGCGCUGUGUUCCUCGACCAGGGCAUGUCUCGAGCGAUGGAGUUUGUGAAUACGCGCGUGCUUCCCCUUGCGAUUGACUUGGCGACGAACUCGAGAAACUGGGACCCCGUGAGCGAACUCCAGCGCCGACUUACGACCAAAAAGCGUACCGUGCGCUACGAUAGAACGAAAGAUGAGCUCGUGCACGAUGUUACGCUCUACGUCGACGAAAAAUUCAUCAUGCGCGACACGGGUGCCAAUUACAAAGACAUCCAACGGUCCAUUGCGCACCAUGUCCUUGACACGCUGGAGAAAACUCAUCCCGAGAUCAAGUACGACUGAUGCGAUCGUCUUGGGUGGUGCAGCUCGAUCCUUCCUGCAUCGGUCCCGCCGCAAUGCGCUGGUUUGAAUCGAAACAAAACUCUGCAGUCCCAUUUUUUAGCUUGGUUGAAACAACAAAAAUUGCGGCAGGCGUCAUUAUUAAAGACUUCUUGAUUCACGUGACCA
Messenger RNA from Aphanomyces invadans, 1106 nucleotides. RefSeq lists its product as hypothetical. Gene Ontology annotation, molecular function: ribonuclease III activity. The record is from RefSeq and is a predicted model, not a curated record. Gene Ontology annotation, biological process: RNA processing. The transcript has 4 exons. The coding region runs from base 6 to 941 and encodes 311 amino acids. Lineage: Eukaryota; Oomycota; Saprolegniomycetes; Saprolegniales; Verrucalvaceae.